Molecule: messenger RNA, 648 nt
Organism: Epithele typhae
Lineage: Eukaryota; Fungi; Basidiomycota; Agaricomycetes; Polyporales; Epitheliaceae
Product: P-loop containing nucleoside triphosphate hydrolase protein
Exons: 7
Coding region: 1-648 (215 amino acids)
Biological process (GO): protein localization to organelle; intracellular protein transport; Golgi to plasma membrane protein transport
Cellular component (GO): Golgi apparatus
Molecular function (GO): GTPase activity; GTP binding
Source: RefSeq, a predicted model, not a curated record
AUGUAUCACCUUCUCAAAGGCUUUCACGAAUACAUGACGAGGAAGGAGGAGUUCUCGGUCAUAAUCAUUGGGCUAGAUGGGGCAGGAAAGACGACCCUGCUGGAAAAGAUCAAGACGAUAUACAAUGACGUUCCCGGACUGUCUCCGGACAAGAUUGCCCCUACAGUAGGACAGAACAUGGGCAAGAUAUCUCUUCCGUCUACCAUCUUGAAAUUUUGGGAUCUUGGUGGCCAGCGUGGUAUAAGGUCCAUAUGGCAUCGGUACUAUGACGACUGUCACGCCGUCGUCUUUGUCAUAGACGCAGAAGACCGGGAACGAUUGAGCGAAGGCUGGGAAGUAUUUGACUCAGUAUUGUCUGCACCUCAAAUCCUCGGAGUCCCAUUACUCUUGGUUGCCAACAAGCAAGAUAGUCCCCAAAGCCUCUCGGUGGAGGAGAUUCGGAAUGACUACGAGGAAUGGCACCGAAGAAAGCUUGACAGUGCGAGGAGAGGCUAUGGGGAGGAUGUUGACUCACAGCAACGGGCAGAACGGAUGGCUAGCUUAGAUGUCAUGGGGGCAUCUGCUAUUGAAGGCACGGGAGUGCGUGCUGCUGUGGACUGGCUGUUUAUUCGCGUCCAAAACAGUCGCAGAAGAGACGAGUCGACAUAG